This is a messenger RNA of Scatophagus argus, 4433 nucleotides long. It is a transcript of the gene ccdc80l2, whose product is annotated as coiled-coil domain containing 80 like 2. The transcript is spliced from 12 exons. The record is from RefSeq and is a predicted model, not a curated record. NCBI's taxonomy places the organism in Eukaryota, Metazoa, Chordata, Actinopteri, Scatophagidae. The coding region runs from base 954 to 3191 and encodes 745 amino acids.
UGAUUAAUAUCAUUCAGGUCAGUGCCAACCUCUUACGGAUAGUGACAGAUGUUAAAAUCAAAACUCUCUAACACAAUCAGUAUUCACCUGGACCAAGUAAUUUGAUAAUUUACUGAUCCUUGCAGGGAUUGUCCCUUCAGUGGCCCCACUCUACAGCAGGCUAGAGGUCAGGAGGACAGCUGCCAUUACGCUGCCCUAAUAUCCAACUAAUGUUAUGUAAUCUAACAGCGACUAUGUCCAGUGUUCACAUCUAUAUUGUACUCUGUAUGUGAGUGAUUGUUUUUCUAUUGGUAAGGGACAUCAAAACAGUCAGCUGUGAGACAAAGCAGCACCAUACACAUACACAGAGAGAGAGAGAGAAAGAUAGAGAGUGUGUGUGUGUGUGUGUGAGAGAGAGAGAGAGAGAGAGAGAGCAAGAGAGAGAAACAAAGAGAUUUUCCAGCAAAAAAUGCUUUGAAGCCACAGAAAAUUCCAGGAGUUUCCUGUUAACAAGCGUUGGAUAUAAUGUGAACCAGCAGAGUGUGUGUGUGUGUGUGUGUGUGUCUGUGUGUGUGUGGAGGAGGUCUUCCCAGUCUCUCUUUCUCUCUGCUGGUGAGAGGAGUUAACAUCACUGCAGUCUGUUGUCCUUUUACCUUUGAGAGUCAUGUCAAAUUUGAUCCACCUGCAUUUUUAAGGAUUUAAAAUGCUUCAACUUUUUAUGAAGUUUUAAAUGUCGAUUUAAAGUAUGGAGGUUUGGACUUGGAGACUUGGAUUUUCGUAACCGGCAAUCAAGAGAUUUUUAACUCACUUUAAAUCACAGCUGGUGAAUCCAUCUUGUACAUUUUCAGAUGCAACGCUGUUCUCAAGACUCAAACAGUGGAGCAGUGCUGAACACAGCGCUACACAAAUCUGCCUGAGGAAGAUCUGUGUGCUGCUAACUAGUUCCAGCUGAUUGACAAAACAAUCACUCCACCAUGUCAGUAAGGAUGUUUCAUUUUUGUAACUCACAUUGCUUUCUACUGUUGUUUGCCAUUCUGUGGAGCCUCAGCUACCCGAGUUUGCUUACUGCCUGGUCGGGCAUCAGUCGUAGCAAGCCCAAGGAUCAGCUGGACCCUAAUGUGAGGGACUGGGGAGACUAUUCAGACCUCCCUCCAGGAAUUGAGCAGGGGCUGGGGUUGGACGAAGAUAGAGAACAUGGAGACAACAGACGAGCUGGAGAGCCUUCAUCAAGCAUGGUUCCGGAGCUGGAUUUCAUGGCUGACUUUGCAGGUAAAAAGCGAUUGUGGGUGAUAACAGCACCAUCAUACAAUGACCACUACCUUCAAAUGAUGGAGAAACAACUGGAAGAAAUGGAGCAGAAAGGGUUGAACUGCCGUCUAGCAGAAAGAGACACAUUCAUCAUCACCAUCAUCCAGAAUGCCAUGAUGGAAGGUCGAAUCCAGAAAACAACUUUACAAGGAGAAGCUACAGUGGAGAGCCUGGACCCUGACACGGUCACCAAAUUGCUGCACUACUUGGACCUCACCAACCAGGAGCAAGGGUUCAUAAUGCUCGUUCUGAAGAAGAACCUUCAAGUCAGCGAGCGCUUCCCUUAUCCAGUCCGUGUUGAGGCCAUUUUGGAGCUCAUUGAUCAGUUCCCCAUGAGGAAACUGGAGAAGAUGACCAGAAAAGGAUCCAACAUGAGGUGCAAAACCACUAAAAAGAAGGUGAUGGUGACAAGGAAGAAGGUGAAGAAGAAGAUGGUGCUAAGCCCUCAGAGGCUAGGGAAUAUGACUUCUGUUGUAGCAGUACAAAGAAAACCUCCCCUGGACAAAAAAGCUGCUCUGAAGAGUAAGAUCCAGGAUAUACUGAAUGGACGCUCGAGGUUUGUUAUCCGUAAGGUUCCUGCAAAGGGGUCCACAAGGGGAAAGGUCUCAAGCAGUGGUGGUCUGGACACUUCUAAUGGAUGGGAUAAAGUGCACAGUCCCCUAUCCGUGUCCAAGAGCAAUGAAGAAAUUAAGAAAGACAGGACGGACUCCACUUUGGAAGAAGGUCAGAAAAGACAUGGAGGGAAAAACAGUGAAGAUAAACAAGACAAUGUGAAGGAGGAUACACAGAAAAAAAAGAGCUCUAAGAAAAAGGGCAAAGGGAAAAAAGGGAAGAAAGGGAAAGGAAGAGGGAAGAAGUCCAACAUGGAGGCCAGUGAGAAGGAUAAAGCAGCCCUGAAGGAGUUUCUGGACAGCUUAAAGGGUACAAGACGAUUAAUGGUGAUCUCAACGCCCAGUAGAGAUGCAACUCUUUACAUCCAACAGCAAGAGGAGAAUGAGAAGCAACACUGCGACCUCGCCAUCAGGAAGAUUACAGUGGUGACCAUUGUCGGUGAAGGAAGUGAUGUCACACUCACACUGCAACACCACAAUCUUGCAUCAGAGCCUCCACUCAGCGACCAAUCAAAACAGUUUUCAGAUUCAGGCCUGAUCUCCCUGUUGAGAGCAGAGCUCGGCCUGUCGUCCUCUGACCUCUUUUCAAUGACCGUCUCAGACUAUGACAUCAAGCCCAAUAGAGUCUUUGAGGCUCCCCCAUCAAGUCAUGCUCUGUUGGAGUACAUUGACAACUUUCCCUCAAGGCGAUCAGAAAAAGAGAAGGAAAGGAAGAAUCCUCCAGUCUGCUCCAACAACAAUCAACAGCCUGGGACUGAGAAUUCACUGCUCAGGUUCAUGUCUAAGAGGAGACUGCUGCUCAUCUCUGCUCCCUCUGAGGAUGACUACUCCUUUCAACAACAGCUUUCUGCUCUCAGUGGACAGGAGUGUCACCUGGGUAUUCGCCACUUUGCCAUGUUGAAGCUGACAGGAGCAGGAGACAAAGCAUCAGGAACUGUUGAGUUAUUUCCACUAAAUGGUCGUAGUCAGAGUGAGAUUGAGCCGUUAUCUCGUGACACGGUCAACAAUCUGAGAGAACAGCUAAAGAUCAGUAAGGAUUAUUUCAGCAUGCUGGUUGUGGGGAAGGACGCCGAUGUGAAGACGUGGUUCCCAUCACCGAUGUGGUCCCUGGAUAACAUCUAUGACCUGGUGGACUCCAUGGAGCUCCGUAUUCAGGAGGAGAAGCUGCAGAAGAGACUGGGGAUCCACUGCCCUGAGGACAGAGGAAGAGUGGGCGGUGAGGGAGGGCAUUAUCGCAGCUUUGAUGAAGAUGGGGUGGAGGACACAUACUUGUAUCACCGGUCAGAGAAAUGAUGAGAAAUAAGGACGGAGAAGAUGCAGCACAGUGAAGAAGAGAUACCUAAAUUCGUGAGAUAAACUUGAGGAAAUACGUAAACACAUGGAUUACACACAAAUAAACUAAUAAAAAAGACCUCAUAAACUCACCUUCAGGACUCACAGGACUGAAUUAAAAAAUUCUAAAUAUAUGAUCAUAAUACAUGCAAAUAUUGGAAUUGUUUCAUUCAAAUGAAAGCACAUGGGCACCCUCCAACUGUUACUUUAAAGUUAUUACUGUUGUUACUGGCUGAUUACAACAUUGGUGAAACAGGAAGAAAGUCCACCAAAGGCUGACACUUGAAAAGGAGCUCUCAAGUCUUAUACAGAUAGAAAGUUCCUCUUCUGAAAUGUUUUGAUGCUUACAUUGAAAAGUGUAUGUAAAGGAAACAAAUGUUGUUGUUGUUAACUUUUUUUUUUUUUUUUUAUUAUGAAGCUUCAGUCUUUAGACAGAUAAGAAUUUCUUAUGUGGGCUUGUUGCAUGUCUCGGAACAGCUCUCUAAAACAACAACAUGAUUUCACUUAAAAACAGUCUGUUUUAUUUUUAAACAACAAAAAACGCAUACCUUGUUUUGAUAGAUAUAAAAUAAACAGAUUUUAGAAAAUAAUUGAGGUAUUUUAGGUUUCUCUCAACAACUUGAUUUUUUAAUUAAUCGGGCAUCAAACUGCCACAAAAGCUUGACUCAAGUUCUUAUACUGAGUGAAAAUGACUUUUGACUAGUUUUUAGUCGUGUCACAUUUUAUUGAAAAAAAUCUAUUUACUAUAAUGCUGUGUUUAACAUGGUUGCUAAGAGACAAGACGGUUUGUCUGUUGAUCUGCCACUGGGUGAGUGAGCAUCAGUACAGAGCUGAGUACAGACGGGAAACUGCAGGGAGUUUGCCAGGGAAUAGGCAAAUCCACGAGAUGAAAACACGCAGAUAACAGACCGCCUGCCAGACUCACACUCACACAAAACGCACAUACUACUGAGAGAGGAAGUAGUCAACAGUCAGUUUAUGCCACCAACAGAGCUGGAGUAUCAUCCCUGCCCCCAUACAAACAGGCAGGCUCACGCGUUUCAAUGCUUUGUCAAACUCUCAUUCACUAUCCCUCAGUACCUUUCUCUUUUCGACAGCAACAGAAACUCACACAGACACACUGAGCAAACACACACUCCUCCGCUUUGCACGCCAACCAUUUGGACAUAGCAGAGGCGCCCGGGAGUGUUGUUCUCAAUAUGG